AUGGUGGGGUCAAGCUGUGCCACAGUGUGCUACCUGCACAGACACAUGAAGAGCAUGAAAGAGAUCGGCAGCCCCUUCUCCUCUCCCCGACUGCACAGUCAGAUGAGGGUCACCAUCGCCGGUAUCCUGCAGGGAAUUCUCUUUCUCUUUACCGCACUGUGGAUUUUCAUUCAUUACUCAAGCAAGGUUUUUUCCUCUACAUCCUUUGACGAUAAUAUCUUGUACACAGUAAUCUCUCUCUACAAGUUCGGCACCACUUUGAACCUGGGCAUCGCAACCAGCAUGUCAACAUCUGUAUGGCUGAAUUUCUUCUACUACACCCAGAUCGUCCCUGCCCAGCGAGCUCUCUUCACCUGGGUGAAGAGGAACAUCAAAAGCAUCAUCUACUGGGGCCUAUUUGGAGACGGGAUGUUCUUUAUGUUUCAAUUUGCUGUGAGGGCUACAGGAGUAUUUUAUUCCUCAGGAGAGGGGCCUGCUAAUACCACAGGUUUCACAUCAACGAAUGGCACUGCUAAUGUCUCUCCCAAAAAGGUGCUGCUUAAUAACACAACCACAUUAGCCAACGCCACUGAUGCUGCCUCUCUAACAGUCCUGCUUCACACACUGACAGCAAGUGAGUGUUUGAAAAUUAUCUACGUCUUUUUUUGCCUCUGUGUGAUGGUGGGGUCAAGCUGUGCCACAGUGUGCUACCUGCACAGACACAUGAAGAGCAUGAAAGAGAGCGGCAGCCCCUUCUCCUCUCCCCGACUGCACAGUCAGAUGAGGGUCACCAUCGCCGGUAUCCUGCAGGGAAUUCUCUUCCUCUUUACAGCACUGUGGAUUUUCAUUCAUUACUCAAGCAAGGAUCUUUCUUCUACAUCCUUUGACGAUAAUAUCUUGUACACAGUAAUCUCUCUCUACAAGUUCGGCACCACUUUGAACCUGGGCAUCGGUCAGGCUGUUUUCAGACAGAGGGCAGCUGAUAUUUGUCUCAAAGCCAAACAGGCACUGAAGCUGUGA
Oncorhynchus kisutch (coho salmon) is the source of this 999-nucleotide messenger RNA. RefSeq lists its product as uncharacterized. Gene Ontology annotation, biological process: G protein-coupled receptor signaling pathway; sensory perception of taste. Gene Ontology annotation, molecular function: G protein-coupled receptor activity; bitter taste receptor activity. The transcript has 2 exons. The record is from RefSeq and is a predicted model, not a curated record. Gene Ontology annotation, cellular component: membrane. The coding region runs from base 1 to 999 and encodes 332 amino acids. Lineage: Eukaryota; Metazoa; Chordata; Actinopteri; Salmoniformes; Salmonidae.